AGUAUCACCUUAUUGAUUCAGCUGAAUAUUAUCUUAACAACCUUGACACAAUAUUAGAUCCAAACUACAUCCCAUCGGAGCAAGAUAUAUUGAGGACACGAGUGACUACAACAGGAAUAUCAGAAACAAAAUUUACUUUUAAAGACAUCAACUUUUUAAUGUUGGACGUCGGGGGACAACGAACGGAAAGAAAGAAAUGGAUUCAUUGCUUUGAAGAUGUUACUGCCAUUAUAUUUAUUGUUGCAUUAAGUGGUUAUGAUCAGGUGCUAUUAGAAGAUGAUCAAAUGAAUCGAAUGCACGAGUCAAUGGUUCUAUUCGACUCCAUCUGCAACAAUUCCUGGUUUUCAAAAACUGCAAUGAUUCUCUUCCUUAAUAAAAAAGAUUUGUUCCAGCAGAAAAUUCUCAAUUCGCCCCUGACUGUAUGUUUUCCUGACUAUACAGGAAAAAACACCUACGCUGAAGCAUCUGUUUAUAUACGACAUCAGUUCGAAGACCUAAACAUUCACCCGGACACUAAAGAAAUCUACUGCCACUUCACAUGUGCGACGGACACAAGAAACAUAGAGGUUGUAUUUGAUGCAGUAGCUGAUGUCAUAACAAAGUCAAAUAUGAUGGAGAUUGGACUUAUUUAACGACUAGAUGAUUACACCAAACAUAACCAAAAGAUUUGCUUUUACAGCACCAGUGACAAAUAUCCUCAAACAAUUAAGAAAUGAGAUAUUGCAGCAAACCAAUUCAACUAUGGAUACCAAUUGACUAAAACUUAUAUUCUUCAUAACUGUUACCAGAUAUCACCAGUGUGUAGAAAGCACUGAAUGCUUAUGAACUGUCACUGUUUUAACACCAAACAUAGGGUAAUACAAAUGCACUGUUGGUAUACAGAGCGAUUACAAGUACACAGAGAUUACUUUGAUUUGGGAAGUUUUUAUUUCUUCAAACCUGUGUGCUUGUUCAUAUAUAUAUUUUAUAUUUCAUUAAUUUGUACAUUUUGUUUUUAAUUUACAGUCUUGAUAUGUUGUGGUUUUAAAACAAUUUUUAAUCAACUCAAUGACAUGAGACAGCUAGGAAGUAGUAGCAAGUUUAAUUGAGGACACGAACUCACUGAGUUUUAUAAAAACAUUAAACUGUUUCCUUGUUUUGAAUAUUUGAAUUCUGAAAACAGUGCACUAACAGAUAUUGUUGUUUUUUUUUCCCAAAACCCAAUAAAAAAAAUUUCAUAAGAAAA
Ciona intestinalis (vase tunicate) is the source of this 1225-nucleotide messenger RNA. NCBI's taxonomy places the organism in Eukaryota, Metazoa, Chordata, Ascidiacea, Phlebobranchia, Cionidae. The record is from RefSeq and is a predicted model, not a curated record.